This is a messenger RNA of Xyrauchen texanus (razorback sucker), 2505 nucleotides long. RefSeq names its product transmembrane protein 51-like. The record is from RefSeq and is a predicted model, not a curated record. Bases 287 to 1099 code for a protein of 270 amino acids. The transcript has 3 exons. NCBI's taxonomy places the organism in Eukaryota, Metazoa, Chordata, Actinopteri, Cypriniformes, Catostomidae.
UUCGAGUUGAUUUUGAACAAAGUUCCUGUCUCUCGUUAAAGUCCACAAGUAACACAAGCAGUGUCAUUGGGAAAAGAAUUCGUGUUUACCUUCCUUGGCCGAAUGACAGGCUUGUGAAGACGCUAGACUCACGUGUAGCUGGAACGACACCUGCCUCAGGUACUUUCAUGAAAGGUAGUUGAACAGCGCGGAGAUUGUGAAAGAUUUUAUGUCACAGUGGUACACUUCGUCUUCCAGAUUUGGACUGCACCCUGUAUGUGUUUAUUCUUGAGGAGCAUUUAAAGCAAUGUGCUCCAGUGGGCAGCUUCUGUGUUCAGGAAGGAGGCGUUCGCCCCCCAGUGGAGGGGGCAGUAGCUCAGGCUCCCAGUAUGCUCUCUGUGUGCUUGGGGUGGGCUUGGUGGCACUUGGAAUUGUCAUGAUUGUGUGGAGCGUUGUGCCUUCCAAAGUGACACAGCUGCAAAAUAGUACAACUCCAGUUCCGAAUGAUGGCAUUGUGAAAGAUCAAGGGAAGACUUCGUCUGUUGCUUAUGUGCUAGUGGGAGCCGGCAUAGCCAUGUUACUCUUGGCUAUAUGUCUCGGGUUAAGGAACAAGAAGCAGAGGAGACACAGGGAAACUGCAGUCACAGGCAAUCCUGAAUAUGUGGACCGUGAUGAGGCAUCAAAUGAAGAGCCAGCACCCACCUAUGAUGUCCCAACAUAUGAGGAAGCGGUCAACAGUGGACAGUACCCUGUUCGUCAGAGCAACCUGCGACAGAGUUGCCAGCUACCCUCAUACGAAGAUCUUAUUGGUGCUGUUGAAAGUGAAGGCCAGCAACCAAAGGAAGGUAAUGGGCAAGAGGCCCCUCAGGCAAUGCCUGACUCUGGACCCCAGGCUGCGGCACCCACCUCCAGCUCCCAGCCCGCACGCAGCAGCAGUAGAGCUAGUCGCAUCCUUAGGCCUCUCAGAGUGCGCAGGAUCAAGUCAGAGAAGCUCCAUCUGAAGGACAUUCGUCUGAAUAUUCAAAGCCCUGCUCGAGGAGGGGUGGUGACCAUCGAACCACUAACCCCUCCACCAAAGUAUGAGGAUAAGCCACCCCAACUUCCCACAGAAGCAGUGUAGUGAUGCAGUCACUGGAUUCACACUAUAAAACUGAUAUUUUUAACUAAUUGCAACCACUGUUUGGAUGGGAAAGGUCAGUUGAGACCGUGUAAUGCAUUGAGAGAUAGAAAUGAAUUUGGACAGAACUCUAAAGCCUUAUUUAAUUUAGUUUUUGAAUCAAACUUUUAUUUUUAUUUUUUUCAUAUUUAAAAAAUCAUUUCCAGGAAGUAUUUCCUCCUCAUUGAAAUGUUUAUUAUGUUUGUCUCUUUUUUUUUUUUUUUUUUUGGUUUAUGUGACAGUGGCACACUUAUCUUCCACACUUGAACCCGCACCCUUCUGCUCUGAGAGGAAGGACAGUUCUGUCAUUAUUCAAACUCCUUUGACUUUCUUUCUUCUGCAGAAUACAAAAAAAAUAUUUUGUCAGUGUAUUUACAGUACCCAUACAAUGUAAGUCAAUGGGGUCUGACACUUUAAAGCUAUGAAAAGGACUUAAAGUCUGCAUAAAGGUAGUCCAUAAGACUCAAGUGGUUUAACUGGAGGGGUCUUCUGAAUCGAUACAAUUGGGUUUGGAUGAGAAACGCACCAAAUGUAACUCUUUUUUCACUAUACAUCUUGCCAUCUGAAGUCUCGUAGACGCAAUCAUAAUUUGAAGCUUGAUUACACUUCCUCGUGCUUGAUGCAUCAUCCAAUACCGAUCGUAUCACUUCAGGAGAAUGGAUCAAAUCACCUGAGUCAUAUAGAUGGUAUUUACGUCAUAUUGCCAUCAAAAUACCUUUGCUUGUGUUCUGCAGAGGAAAGAAAGUCAGACGAGUUUGAGACCCCAUAAGGAUGAGUAAAUGAUGAGAGAAUAAUCAUUUUAAGGUGAACUAUUCCUUUAAGUGUGUUGCUGUCAACUUGUAUCUACUGUUGUGUCUACUAUUUAAGAGUGUGAAAUAAAGACUUAGUAAUGGUAGGGAAAUUCGUUUAAAAUGAUCACAAAACUCUAGAAAUAUUUAAUGUAACCUAACUUUUAGGACACUGCAUUAAUAUCUAAUUCUGAUGUAAUGUCACAAAGACGAGACUGUAUAAAAAACCAAAAAUGUGCGUCAUCUGAUUAACCAUAAAGAUGAUUUUUUUUAUUUUUCUUUUUAUUAUUAUUACCUUUUUAAUCAUCAAAAUGUAUUGAUAGGCUCCAAACUAAACAAGCUACUGUGCAUGUUUGCACCUUCUGUAUGUUGUGUUUGUUUCUUAAAUUGCCUCAAGCUCCGCAGACAAUGCCUUUUUACCUUUUUAGGAAAACUUAUUUGUUUUAAUUUACUUUAUUUGGUUGGGGUGUAGAAUCUAUGGAAGAGGGAUGGAUUUACUAUUGAUUAUGUGUAACUGCUAGAAUUGAUAUUUUAAAGCAGAAAGUCUCUGCAGUUGUAUUUAUGGCACAUUUUGUGAAAAUA